Moneuplotes crassus is the source of this 3405-nucleotide messenger RNA. Lineage: Eukaryota; Ciliophora; Spirotrichea; Euplotida; Euplotidae. The record is from the annotation of a GenBank genome assembly.
UAAAAUAUGAGUUUCCCUUCCCAACCUGGCCAAAAACAAGGCGAUUCUUUACGCCGUGGAGCCACUGUUGCCAGCCAAAAUGUCAUCUCAAGGUCCAGUAUCCAAACUAAUCCUGCCCUAGUCAACAUUGACAGAAGCGGAGGCAACGAAACUCAUGACUACAACUUCUUCGAACUCAAUUAUGAGCACAAAUAAACAUGAAAAAGGAUGCGUCUACACCUGGGGCUCCGGAGAAAUGGGCCAGCUCGGCUACAAUAUCAAGAUCAUCACGAAGAUGCCUAAAGAUCGAGAAGGAUAUCCUUACCAGCCUCAGCCUUAUAAGAUAGAAUCAUUGAAAGACAGAAUAUUCCAGAUUUCAGGCGGCGAUGGUCAUACCGUAGCCAUCGACAUCAAAGGAAAAGUGUACUCGUGGGGCGCCAGUGCCUGAGGACAGCUCGGACUGUCAUCGAUGAAAGACUUGCCAACAGACAUCGAAGGGUACCCUUACCAACCAACUCCAAGAGUUGUGGAGCUACUCUCAGAUGCGAAGAUUGUUCAGAUUUCAUGAGGAGAUGCCCAUACUGUGGCACUGAGUUCGGACGGAAAACUAUACUCGUGGGGUGGUGGAGGUUGAGGUCAGCUUGGCCAUCCCGACACCCAGACAAUGCCCAAGGACGAAGAUGGGUGCCCCUACCAGCCGAAGCCGAAGUGUAUUUCAGCGCUCAGGUCGAUGGUUGUCAAACAGAUUGCUUGCGGUAAAGCUCAUACAGUAGCUGUGCUUGAAAAUGGCCACUUGUAUUCUUGGGGAGCAGGAGCAUGAGGCCAACUUGGACAUCCUGACACUAGCAGUUUUCCGUCUGAUGAAGAUGGCUAUCCAUUCCAGCCAAUACCGAGAUGCGUUUAUGCAUUGAAGAACUUGUUCUUGGUGCACGCCAGCUGUGGAGAUGUCCACACAAUGGUUCUGACAAACAAAGGUGAAAUUUACUGAUUCGGCGGAGGCUCUUGCGGACAGCUCGGACUCGGCAACAUCUCUUCAUUACCACUCGAUGUAGACUCAUGUCCAUUCAUGCCAGUACCUCAGAAGAUUGAUUCUCUUGCUAAAGAGUUCAUUAUCAAGUUGUCUUGUGGAGACUCCCACUCAAUGGCUCUGACCAGAGAAGGAGCAGUCUACGCAUGGGGAGAAGCCACAUGUGGACAGCUCGGCUUUGAGGACCUCAAGAACUUGCCGAGAAAUGCAGAUGGCCGAGUCUACCAGCCGAUUCCUCAGAAGGUGGUAGCUUUAGACAAAAAGAAGAUUGUAGAAAUUUCGUGUGGAGAAGCUCACUCGCUAGUACUCACUGACAAAGGACAUGUCUUCGGUAUUGGUGCCAACAGUUGUGGGCAACUUGGCCAGUGAUAUUCUGAGAUGAAGGCCUCUGAAGCAGAAGAGAUCUUCCUUGCUAAAUCUACAGACAUUACAUCUCAGUCUUUCGGGACUUACUUAGAAACUUCAUCAGUCCAGUCUCAAGAAAACAGCAGAGACUCCAAACAAAACGACGAAGGCUCUGACAAUGAUAAUCGAAGCGACCAAGAAAAGUAUGAUCCUAGCGGGUCUGAUGAAGAAACCAUCAAGAUGAUUGAAGGCUCGAUGCCAGGAAACCUCAUGCCUCAAAUGAACAUUUUUGAAGAAAAACAGAAAGAAAGCGUCUCUUUGACUCCCAAACUCAUCAAGUCUCUGAUGCAUCGCAAAGUCAUCAAGAUAUCAUCAGGCGGUGUCCACAACAUUUGCAUAGUCGAGCCUUACCCGAAUCACUUGUCAGGCACUCUUUACAGUUGCUUGAUGAAGAGCAAGUUCACUGAUGUCACUUUCAUCAUCCGUGAGAAGCACUCCAGCUUUGCUUCAACUCAAGAAGACGAAAAGCAAGCUGACACUGAAGAAGCCAAAUCUGAGUUCCAAAUUCUGAGAGGCAAGUCCAAGCUCAGAAAAGGCUACACCGAGUACAAAGUGUCAGCUCACAAGUUCGUGCUUGCUUCGAGGUCUGCAGUGUUCAGUGACAUGUUCAAGAAGAACACUACUAAGAACAUUCUGAUCGAAAAGAAAGACUCUGGACUUUCCGGAGACUCUAGCUCAGAUGUCAUUGUGAUCAAAGAUACAACAUUCAAAGCAUUCAAAGUGUUAUUGGACUACAUUUAUUUAGACAAUCUCAGUCUGUUGGACGACAUUAACGGAUGAUCAGAACUGACAGAAAUUCUGAAACUCGCAAAGCUUUAUCACUUGAAUGAUUUACUAGACAAGUGAGAACGACAAUUUUUGUCAUUAUCAUCGCUGCAGCUUUUGAGAAACCUUAUCACAAACUCAUUCAACAGCACCAGUCUUAAAAGGAGUAAAGACAAGAAGGCAAUUGGAGCCAGAGGUUUCCCAUCAGAAGCCAACUUCAUUGAGUCAGACUUAGCAAGACCCGGAGCCACAGACUCGUUCGAGUCAAGGCCAAUUUCAGCCGACAACCAAGAGUCUGAAACAACGUUCCCGCGAUCAUCGAUGUCCAAACGCCAGUCGAAGCAGAAGAACGAGAACCUUGACGGAGUCAUGUUCCUCGCCGAUGGUAAAGUCUUGAUUGUGAACAACGACCUGUACCAAGAAGUCAUGAAGAAGGCUAUCAUCAUUGACCUCAAAGAUAAAGGAGACUCCAAAAACGCCUCCAACUCAUCGUCUGAAGAAGAAGCCAAAGAAGCGCCUCCCGUCCUGACUUCGAAGUAUGACAACUCUCGAAGCGUGACUCAAGGCAAGAAAAACAAGAAGGCAGGCCAAUCAUACAGAAGGCUUGGUGAAGAGUCUGUUGUUGAUGUGGCCGACAUGAAGCAGCCGGAGAACGUGCCAUUGCAGAAAGACAUCUUGAAGAUGCUUGACAACAAAGACUACUCUGACAUCACCCUGGUCGUCGAUGGGAGAGAGAUCUUCGCUCACAAGGCAGUUAUGUGUUCGAGGUCGAAUUAUUUCCAGGGAAUGUUUAGCCAUGAAUUUAAAGAGUCUGAGAAAAAUAAAAUUACACUGAAAGGUGUCCAUUCCUAUGAACUAUUCUACAACCUGCUAGAAUUCAUGUACAGUGAUUGUGUCAAAAUCAAUAUCAGAAACGUAUUUGACAUGCUUAGUUUAGCUGAUGAAUAUGGUGUAAACUCAUAUAAGGAUAAAUGUGAGGUCCUCCUCUCAAAAUAUAUUACUAUCACUACUGUCUGAGUGAUAUUCAAAUAUGCAAAUGAGUUCAACUGUGACAGGCUUAAAGAAACAUGUUUAGUGUAUAUGGAAGAGAACUAUGACGAAGUAAUCUACAGUUCCGGAUUCGAGGAGCUGGAGAAAGAUGAAAUGCUCAAAAUCAUCAGACUCUGCAAGGAUAAGAAGUCUGUCCUAGCUAUGAAAUAAAUUCUCUAUAUUCAAUCUUGAGGUUCUUA